Messenger RNA from Opisthorchis viverrini, 288 nucleotides. RefSeq lists its product as hypothetical. The record is from RefSeq and is a predicted model, not a curated record. The transcript has a single exon. Lineage: Eukaryota; Metazoa; Platyhelminthes; Trematoda; Opisthorchiida; Opisthorchiidae. The annotation marks the transcript as partial.
AUGUCGCUCUGCAAUCCUAGGCCUGGCAUUGAAGACGCGCGUUCAAAGCUUUUUCACCGAAAUUUCCUGGAAUUGGCUCGUGACAGAGUUCAUCAUUAUGAGGACGGUGUCGAAACAUUACAACAUCCUUGCUCUAUAAUAAGGGACAAGAAAUUUCCACCUUCUGAUACCGACGAAAAAUCAAAUGCUGACAAACAGAAUGCUGCAGAAACGGGCUCAAUCAGAUACGCCGUGCAAAGGUAUCUGCGAGAUCAGAGCAUAAGAAAAUUAGAUGCAGUAAAGGUGCAG